AUGGCACCCGUUGUAGACAUGAGCGACAAGAACGCGUGGGAUGAUUCUCUGCUGAUCGAUUCCUGGGAUGAGGCGGUGAAUGAGUACAAAAAAUACCACAGUAUCCACCAAUCAGGCAAGAAACUUGAAGACGUCCUGACGGAGGAAGAGCUAAAGGAAGCACGGGGGGAAUAUGGGGACCUGAUGGAUGAAGCGGAGGCUGUAUCGGCAACAGCAGAGACCAGCGGUGUCGCGGAUCAUGAAGAUGUAGACACGCCGCUGUCAGAAACCAAUGGCAUUGCUCAAAGCGGUCCGUCGCCGCAGCAGUACCGAACCCUGUCUUACGAGAACCAGGAACCAGAUCUCUCCGGGAAGCAAGAACCGCAGAUCCAAUCGCCAAGUGCUGAGGCUCCUCCGGUGCCACAUGCUGCCGGCACUCUUGCAGAUGCCAUGCCGCAGGCCAUCCUUGGAACCGUGCAAGAUGAGAAUAUGAAGAACAUUAUGAUGUCCUGGUACUAUGCCGGUUACUACACUGGUUUGCAUGCUGGCCAGCAGCAGGCUCGCAAAGAGCCCCCAGCGACUCAGUAG
Alternaria novae-zelandiae is the source of this 567-nucleotide messenger RNA. RefSeq lists its product as uncharacterized. The coding region runs from base 1 to 567 and encodes 188 amino acids. The record is from RefSeq and is a predicted model, not a curated record. The transcript has 5 exons. Lineage: Eukaryota; Fungi; Ascomycota; Dothideomycetes; Pleosporales; Pleosporaceae.